UAUUUACAGACGGUGCGUAAUAAAGACGUGAAAAGUUUCUUUACCCACCAUUUAUAAAGUUAAGAUUAUAUAGGACAUAUUUCAGAACUGACAAUGUUGAUUUAUAAAAGCUUACUGUGUUAUCUUUACGUGAAUUCAAUAUACGGAUUGACACUUUAUCAAAUAAAUAACAGACUGAGUUACAUUGAAGAUAGAAUAAAUGCAGAAAGCAAAUUUAGGAGAGAUGAUUUCGGUUCAUUGUAUCAUGAGAUUUCUUCCAUGAAAGAAAUGCUACAGCAAUUGAUGGAGGGUAACAGUGAUGGGAAAGAAACUAAACAUACUGAUCAGAUAAAAGAACACACUAGUAAAGAAUUAGAAGAAAAGAUUCAUCGGCUGAGUAUUGGUUUUAAAGAGGAAAAAAUGACAAAUAGUCGAAUAAGACGAAAAACACACGAAUUACAACGACAAGUUAUCGAUCUAAGAACUCUAACAGACAAGACCUCUAAAGUCCUUGCAGACAAUCUAAAAGGAAUAGAACAUCUUACAAGGAAAACUGGAGAAUAUCAAAAUGAUAGCAAACAGUUACAAAGUGCUUUCACAAAAAUUGGGAUUUGUUCCGUUAACUUUACUGAACAAUAUGAAAACAAACAGUAUAUUCAAGGAGAAAAACUUGACAAAAUCAAGGCAAUUACUGAAAUGAUACAGGAAAACACAGAACAACUGAAGCAAGACCAAGAAAAGAGUUUUGAUGAUAUUGAAUAUAUUGAUAAUACGACCAAGAGAUUAGAAGAAGAAAUUUAUAGCAUUAAAAAGUUUGUCAAUAGGGCGACUUCGUGUUUGGAUCUGUAUAACUACGGAUUUAAAUCGAGCGGUAUAUACCAGAUAUAUAUUAUUAAACAAGAAAAACUGCUGUCUGUCUACUGUGACAUGGAUACUGACGAUGGAGGAUGGACAGUCUUCCAACGACGUCAAGAUGGAAGUGUGGACUUCUUUCGAGACUGGGAAGACUAUAAGACUGGAUUUGGUGAUUUGAAUGGCGAGUUUUGGCUUGGGAACCAAUACUUAAAUCUACUGACCGAUGAUGAUAAACAACACGAGCUAAGAAUUGAUCUUGAAGACUUUGAUGGAAAUCGUGCAUAUGCCAAGUAUAGCAUCUUUAAAAUUCUGCCGGAGGAAAUGAAGUACAAACUCGAAGUGGGUGGUUACAAUGGAAAUGCCGGAGAUUCUCUUGGAGAGUAUAAAUAUAGCUCGCAAAUAAAUAAUCAAAUGAGCUUCACUACAAGAGAUAAUGAUAAUGACAAUAAAGAUGGUGGAAGUUGCGCUCAUGAAUGGACCGGCGCCUGGUGGUACAAUCAUUGUUUUGCCUCGCACUUAAAUGGUUUGUAUUCUCAAAGGGCAACAUGUACGCCAAAAUGGAAAUGCAUCAUUUGGGAUUCAUGGAAAGGUUCAGAAACCUCCAUUGAGUUCACUGAAAUGAAACUCAGAUAAAGUUGCUUCUAAAACAACAUUUGCAAACGUAAUCUACUGAACGAAUGAUAUGAUACAUUAAUAAUUACUGUAAAAAAUUAAUAGAAUUCAAAGUUUCUGUUGUUUUGUUAGUGUAUGUCUUUUGAAUUUUUCAGCAAUUUAUUUAUAGUGUUAAUUAAGUUCUUUUUAUUGUUUGUUUAAAUGUUCUAUGUAUCACAUUUAACCUUUCCGUUAAAGAUCCUGUAUGUUUUGUGAUUGAUAUUGUUACUUUGUGUAUACCACACUUGCAAAAGUUAUAUAUGUAUAUAAUUAUGCAAAUAAAAUAAUUUUCAAACAUCGAAGAAUAUGUAAAAUGUGUACUGCAAAUAUUUGUGCACAUUAUAUUUAAUCAAUAAAUUACAUGCAUUCAUUUCUUAUUGGAAAAUUUGACUUAGAAUUUAUAGAAAAUAAAUUUCCAAUUACCUCCCUUUAUUUACAUGAAAUGUUUAAUUGGGUAAUAUCUUUAUAAAUAAGCUUAUUAGAACUUACAAUAUUGACAAAUCUUAAUUUGAGCAUCAUAUUUAUAAAAUAAAACCAUGAAAAAAUUGUGUUUCAGGAUCUUUAAAACAAAGUAGUUUGUAC
Ruditapes philippinarum (Manila clam) is the source of this 2067-nucleotide messenger RNA. Its product is annotated as fibrinogen-like protein 1. The transcript has a single exon. Bases 94 to 1467 code for a protein of 457 amino acids. NCBI's taxonomy places the organism in Eukaryota, Metazoa, Mollusca, Bivalvia, Venerida, Veneridae. The record is from RefSeq and is a predicted model, not a curated record.